CAAUCCGCUGCGUUGCCCACCCAGGACCACCAUCAGCGCUGCUGUGGGAGAAGUCGGUCUCCUUGUUCUCGCAGUGCUGCCUGGCUGCGGAGUCCGGCGGGAGAGCGGUGUGCUCGGCCGUGGUGGGGGCUCCCCGGAGACGGUCCGCUCGCUGACAGACGCCGUGUCUCUGGCUGAGAAGGGGAUGGAGGAGCUGAGGCCUAACGGCGGCCCUGCGCCCCAGCCUUUCCCAGCACUCUUCCCCCCAGGCCUGCAUGCCAUAUACGGCGAGUGCCGGAGGCUGUACCCGGAGCAGCCCAAUCCCCUGCAAGUCACAGCUAUAGUGAAAUACUGGCUGGGUGGACCAGACCCUCUAGAUUAUGUAAGCAUGUACAGAAAUCUUGGGAGUCCCGCACGUGGUGUUCCAGAACACUGGCAUUAUGUCAGCUUCGGUUUGAGUGAUCUGUACGGUGAUAACAGAGUACACGAAUACACUGGAACUGAUGGCCCAAGUGGCUUUGGCUUUGAGCUUACAUUCAGACUGAAGAGAGAGGCAGAAGAAUCUGCUCCCCCAACAUGGCCGGCAGAACUUAUGCAAGGCCUAGCGCGAUAUGUCUUUCAAUCUGAGAACACAUUCUGCAGUGGUGAUCAUGUAUCAUGGCACAGUCCUCUGGACAACAGUGAGUCUCGAAUUCAACACAUGCUCCUGACAGAAGACCCUCAGAUGCAGCCAGUACAGACUCCAUUUGGAAUGGUAUCAUUCUUACAGAUAGUUGGCAUAUGCACAGAGGAGUUACAUGCAGCCCAGCAAUGGAAUGGACAGGGGAUUCUGGAGCUCCUCCGCACUGUUCCUGUUGCUGGAGGACCCUGGUUGAUAACCGAUAUGCGAAGAGGAGAAACUAUAUUUGAAAUUGAUCCACAUUUGCAACAGGAGAGAGUUGAUAAGGGUAUUGAAACAGAAGGAUCGAACCUUAGUGGUGUGAGUGCUAAAUGUGCGUGGGAUGAUCUGAGUCGCCCCCCGGAGGAUGAAGAUGACAGUCGGAGCAUUUGCAUUGGCACACAGCCGCGACGCUUGUCAGGCAAAGACACCGAGCAAAUCAGAGAAGCUUUACGAAGAGGCCUUGAAAUAAACAGUAAACCUGUUCUACCUCCUAUAAGUUCACAGCGACACAAUGGCAUGAACCAUGACCGGGCGCCGAGUCGAAAAGAUAGCUUAGAGAGUGAAAGCUCUGCAGCUCUUAUUCCUCAUGAGUUAAUACGUACAAGACAACUCGAGAGUGUUCACCUCAAGUUUAACCAGGAGUCUGGAACACUGAUUCCCCUUUGUUUAAGGGGAAGACUGUUACAUGGAAGACAUUUUACAUAUAAAAGUAUUACUGGAGACACUGCAAUCACAUUUGUGUCCACGGGAGUGGAAGGUGCUUUUGCCACAGAGGAACACCCAUAUGCAGCACAUGGUCCGUGGCUACAAAUUUUACUGACUGAGGAGUUGGUGGAAAAAAUGCUGGAAGACUUAGAAGAUUUAAGCUCUCCAGAGGAACUAAAAUUACCAAAGGAAUACAGUUGGCCGGCAAACAAGCUGAAAAUCUCCAUUCUACCAGACACGGUGUUUGAUAACCCACUGCAUUAAUGCUGGAGGAACGUCGACAUGUCUUCCUGCAAUAUGGGAGAGCCAAGAUGCACUUUCCCCUGUACAGCACAGUUUUUGCAAUAAAACAAAAAACGGAGAAAGCCAAAGGAUUGCAUUUCCUGCACAGUCACUGCAUCAUGAGACAGUUGAACACAGAAAAAGUGUGUGGAUUUUCAACAAUGUGUUUUUUUGGUUUUUUUUGAGUAACCUGUGCCUGAGUGAACACCAAGUCAAUUACUAUAUGGUAUUCACCACUCAGUCAUUUUAUAAUGUCCAGACACAAGGCAAUGGUGUAAAAAUAAUAAUUACUGACCAUGAAUGACCGUAUUGUGGGUUCUAUGAGCAGUCCUCAAUAAGACUUGUCAUUUAAGUGUUACAAACUGUGUGGUUGCGUUCUGAUAAUCUACCAUGGUGUGUCUUGUUUUAUAUGUUUUGGUUUGUUUGUGUUUUUUUCUUUUUUUUUUUCUUUUCCCAGUUGUGAAUGGGACAGCGGAACUCUCUGUCAGUAAUUGGACCAAGAACUAUGUGAAUUAUUCAUGUUUUGAUUCAUAACAGUGUUGAGCAAUUGUGGCAUUACCUUAAUCGUGAAGAAUCUUCACAUUUCACCUGUUGAGAAGUGGUCACGUUUAGCAGUAUUCUUUAGCAAGUUGUCCAGUUACUUCUAGUUUAUUUAUUUCCCAGUCCAUGUUCGUACAUCUUACGUGCAUUACUCUAAAUAGCUUGAACACAAUCUAGCUUUUGAAUUAUAGUUGUCAAACAUUCUUGUUUUUUUUCUUUUCUUUAUAUAGAGACCCGAGCUGAAAACAAAACUCAGUGGAACAAAUAUAAAACAUGAGUGCCUGUCUUUUAAUCUUUUAAAUUUAUAUGGCUUUGAGACUUCUAAUCAUUUUUUUAUAUAACUAUAGGGACUUUGAUACUAAGUUGUACUUCAGCAAACACUGUAAUUGAAUGGGUUUGAUCCUGUCUGUACUUAUGAUGUAUUAGAGUUGCUAACUGGAGAGAAAAGGUGGGAGCUUAUGGAUGUAUAGCAUUCCUGCAGGUAUGUUUUUAUUUUUGUUCUUAUGGCUAAUAGUUCUGCAUCCUAUGGGUAAUCGGUUGAUUCAGGAUAAACCAAGGAACAUUAUUAAUAUUUUGACUUUUUUUUGUACACUUUUGUGUAUAUUUUUAAAUGACCAAUUUAGUUGAUAUACCCCCAUAGAAAAUAUGCAUGCAAUUAGUUUUACGUAUUUUCUUGUGGGUAUAUGAAGUGUUGGCUUGCAGUAGCUGCAGAUCAAUAUGGGCAAGCUACCGCAACCCCUCCCCAGCACAGACUUACUGUGGCUGUCCAUUCCGAUUUUCUCAAUGCAGCUUACUUAUCUUUCUUAUAGCACUGCUAACUAAUUUCACAUAAGUAGUGUUUAUGGGUACAGCAACGGAGUUGUGGUUAAUUGACUCUGUGCCGGUAAAAGCUAACAAGUGAAUUACAACUCCCGGACCCCAAAUUAAUGACAUAAGUAUUUGAGCAAAAAGGAAGAGGGGGGACCCUAGAUUGACAGGGAUGAAUAUAAAAGGUAGGCUUAUGGAACAAAAAACAUUUUUUUAAGCUAAAGAAGAUGACUUAAAAAUCUCACCCAGAAAGAAUUAUUCUCAAAUUGCCCCACACAUGUGAGGAGUGUAUGGAUUAUCCUCAAACUGGUAAACAAAGCAAAUUUGAGUGUGAACAUUUAACAAAGAAGUCCUUGUGAACCUCUCAUUGCUUAUAUUUGCAUAGCCCAACUUUCUAAUGAAGCCAUAGGUUAGGGAACCUGAACAGAUAGCAUAGAAUAUUAAAUAUUUUUUGGCAUGAUUUUUAGGUAACAUAAACCACAUGCUAGGCCAAGAAAAGUACCUUUUGUAUUGUAUGUUUUAUACCAGUGACUCUUCAAAUGAGAGAGCCUUCCUUAUUCUUAGCAAUGAAUAUCAAUGACCCAUCCUGACCUACCAACCCUCCCGCCCUAGAAUGUGGCUCUCAAUUUUAUUUAACAUCGUUUAUUAAAUUUACUUUUUCUGGUUUGGCUAUCUUAGCCUAAUUUUUUACAUUUUGUGUUCAUAUUAUAUAGUAAACGAUCAAUAAAAAGGGCCUGUUGAUUGCAAUGAAAAUGACUUGCAGAACGUGGAAUAUUCUAAGCACCAUAACCACUGCCGCCCAAUGUAGCCCAGAUAAGUAACUAUUCUAAAACGGUUUGUGAAAGUGCCAGGACACACCUGGCACUAUAAUCACUACAAUGGGCAGUAAUCGUCAUGGUACUUGGAGUUUUAAUUUAAAGGUUAAAAGUUGCCUUUCUCGUAUUUUUUUUAUUUUUUUAUUUAUUUAUUUUUUAACCUAAGAAAUGAAAAGUUUGUAUAUUCAA
This is a messenger RNA of Pelobates fuscus (common spadefoot toad), 3978 nucleotides long. RefSeq names its product SUFU negative regulator of hedgehog signaling (gene SUFU). Gene Ontology annotation, molecular function: transcription factor binding. The transcript is spliced from 12 exons. Gene Ontology annotation, cellular component: cytoplasm; nucleus. The record is from RefSeq and is a predicted model, not a curated record. NCBI's taxonomy places the organism in Eukaryota, Metazoa, Chordata, Amphibia, Anura, Pelobatidae. Bases 185 to 1609 code for a protein of 474 amino acids.